Messenger RNA from Meloidogyne enterolobii, 2230 nucleotides. Lineage: Eukaryota; Metazoa; Nematoda; Chromadorea; Rhabditida; Meloidogynidae. The record is from the annotation of a GenBank genome assembly.
AUGAGGUUUUUUAACUUAAUUCCUUUAUUUUCUUUAAUUAUUUCUAAUUUAAUUCUUUUGGUCUCUUCCGCUGAGCCCCAAUUUCGAAAUCCAGUGAAUUGCGCUAAUUUGCCCGAUGGAAAUUAUGUUUGGGGUUGUAGUCGUUUUUAUUCAAUCUGCACUAAUGGACGAGAAUUAGCAAUGAAUUGCUAUCAUAAUUUAAAAUUAAAUCCCGGAACAAAUCAAUGCGAAGAACCCCAGUCAAUCCCGAUUUGUGCAAAUGGAGGAUCUGCUUAUUCCCAUCAAUUAUAUCGAGCUAAAGAUCCAUUUACUUGUAAUGGCAAACCAAAUGGGGAAUAUGAAUCAAGUGUUUGUUCUUCCACGUAUAUAACUUGUGAUAAUGGAAAGAAACUUGAAAGAGAAUGUCCUUAUGGUUUGGCAUAUAAUCAAAAGGCUGGGGCUUGUGAUAGAAAGGAAAAAUGCAAAACUGAUAGAGCACCGGGACAAGGAAGUGUUCGAAAAAUGCGAGCUUCUAGUCCAUUUGAGGAUAGUUUCGGAGGAUAUGAAGCACCAAUUGCUAAAUUUGCCGGUGGACCUCCAGCUUUUGCUCCCCCAAUUUAUGCACCUCCCAGCUAUGGACCAACACCUCCACCAGUUCCUCCAACAACUACAAAACCACCACCUGUUUAUGUUCCUGUUACACCCGCUCCACCAGCAUAUAUUCCCCCUCAACCACCAGCACCGCCAUCUUAUGUUCCUCCCUCUCCGCCAGCACAACCUCCUGCUUAUGCACCUCCAAGCUAUGUCCCAACACCUCCACCCGCAUAUAACCCAGCACCUCCACCUGCAUAUGGCCCAGCACCUCCAACUGCAUAUGGCCCGGCACCUCCACCUGCAUAUGGCCCAGCACCUCCUCCACAAUUCGACUGCUCCUCAAAGCCUGAUGGUUUAUAUGAAUUACCUUCUGGAGGUUGCACUGAUAAAUUCUGGAAAUGUGCAAAUCAACGAGCAUUCCUUUACCAAUGUCCCCCAAAUUUGGCGUAUUAUGCUGUUGGAAAAUACUGUGACUACAAAUUUUACGUUCCUGCAUGUGGAGGAUCACCCCCACCAGUACAAACAUCCACUGCUGGUCCUCCUCCACCACCUACUUAUGACUGCUCCAAAAAAUCUGAUGGACUCUACGGUGCUGGAAAUUGUACCUCUUCUUAUUUCUUUUACUGCUCUGCCGGUAAAACAACUGUAAUGCAAUGUGCUUCGCCUCAAUUGGUCUUUGAUGAAGUUAAUCAAGUCUGCGAAUAUUCUGGAGACUGUGGGAAACAUAAGCCAAAACCUCCCAGCUACGGACCACCAGCACCUCCAAGCUACGCACCCCCAGCACCUCCAAGCUACGGACCACCAGCACCUCCGAGCUACGCACCCCCAGCACCUCCAAGCUACGUACCACCCCCACCUCCAUCUUAUGGAUAUCGAAAAAAACGCAAUGUUCCUCAACCACCACAAUAUCCACCUCCACAACCUAUCCAGCCUUAUGUACCACCUCCCGUUUCUUUCAAUUGCAGCGGAAAAGCUGAUGGUUAUUAUGUAAAGGAUGGAUGUUCAAAAGAUUAUUAUACUUGCACUAAUGGAAUUGCUUACUCAACAACAUGUCCAGGCUCUCUUUUCUUCAAUAUUGCCUCAAAACAGUGUGACUACAAGGAAAAUUGUCCCCCACCUCCUACACCUCCUCCACCACCACCAUCUUCUCAAUAUUCUCCUCCAGCACCAAUUCCUCCACCACAAACUCCCCCACCUCCACCAAUUAGUUGUAAAGGAAGGAAGGAUGGAUUCUAUUAUCAAAAAGCUUGUGAAGGACAUUACUACGUUUGCAGUGGGGAAAGUGCUUUUACUCAAUACUGUCCAGCUGGAACUUUGUUUGAACCAGCAAAAGCUGAGUGUACAUUUAAAGAAGAAUGUGGAAAGACCCCUCCACAGCCAUAUACUCCCCCACCAAGUGUUUAUACCCCACAACAAGUCCCCCCUGGUUCUCCUGAUACAGUCAAAAUUCCUUCUCCUCCAUCUUCUCCCUCUUAUGGAGAAUUUAAUUGUCAUGGAAAAGCUGAUGGUUAUUAUUACCAACAAAAUUGUCAACCAAUUUGGAUUAUUUGUACUGGUGGAUAUACUUAUAAACAAAGUUGUGCCCCUGGAACUCUUUUUGACACAAAACAGAAUGGAUGUACAUUUGCUGCUGAAUGUGGCAAAGGAAAAUAGUAAA